Molecule: messenger RNA, 684 nt
Organism: Trichomonas vaginalis G3
Lineage: Eukaryota; Parabasalia; Trichomonadida; Trichomonadidae
Product: protein of unknown function, DUF4106 family
Exons: 1
Coding region: 1-684 (227 amino acids)
Source: RefSeq, a predicted model, not a curated record
AUGGCUGCACAACAACAAGAACUAGAUGAGAAGAACCCAUUCUAUGAGUUAGUUGUUAUUUGUUCGACUUCUGGUCAAUUUGACCAAACCGUCAAUUCGUUCAAAGAUAUUAUAAAGAAGUCUAAGUUAGUAUGUAUAAAGGAUACUGAGUUGUUAGAUUGGAUAAAGAAGUACCAAAGAAGAGUUUUGAAGUAUAAUGCUAUAAAUGAGUAUAUAAAUUCUAAGUUUAAAGACCCAAAUGAGGAAAUGCAGAGAAUAUUAGAGAAGAAACACUUCAGAAACAAACAGAAAGAGAUAGAAUACAUUUCGAAGAAAUUGCAAUCUUACGAUUGGAAGACUUACCCUCAUAGAUGUCUUCUUAUCUUAGAUGAUUUCGCCUCUCAUCCUUUGUUAAAGAAUAGAGAACAAGAUAUGUGUCGAAUUCUUAAGAAGCUCAGACACUUUAACAUUUCAGUCGUAAUAUGUGUACAGACAGCAAAGAGUUUAAGUAAGGAUGUUAAAAGAAUACUUACUGACAUAAUACUUUUCCCCGGAUUGUCCGAAGACGAUUUCAUGGAACUUAUGAAAGAGUCCAUGGCAGGUAAGUUUGACAGACAUGAACUAUGGGAGAAGUACAAAGUCAUACAAGACCCUCAUACUUCUUUCAGAAUUCAUAUCUACGCAAACAAAGUUCAAAUUGUGUAA